Molecule: messenger RNA, 1134 nt
Organism: Gryllus bimaculatus (two-spotted cricket)
Lineage: Eukaryota; Metazoa; Arthropoda; Insecta; Orthoptera; Gryllidae
Source: the annotation of a GenBank genome assembly
AUGCUCCGGAAAUCCGACACGGUGGGUCCACGGAAGCCACGUACUCCGUUGGCGAAGGGUCGAUGUGACUGUCUUCCACGAGGGGAAGAAAAGGUGGUAAAAUACCAGCCAGCCAUCCCUCUGGCAGCCCAACUUCACCAACGCCGGAAUCCUGCCAGUGGUGGGAACCCAGGGGAUCUUAAAAUUCCUAGUGCAGUGUUCGGCGCCUUUCCAAUGGGCGCGCACGCGGCGGGGCGGCGCGCGUAUCGGGGCUCGCCGCUUCAACCUCCGGGACCGGAGGCGAAGGGCGAGUCACCGGCCCUCAGUCAACCGCCGGCCCGUCAGGCAGGCAGUCUACGCCAGCCAGGAGAUAGUCGAGCAGUCCACUCGCCGAGUCAACACGUGACUCUACUACGGCCCGGCAACUCUCCAUCAAAAUUGGGGACAAAGCUAGAGGUUCUAACUACAGGAUGUGCUAGUGUCGCCGGAUACAGCUGCCGCGGCGCGUUCUUUUGCAUCAAGCGCGUGUGUUUGCAGCGCGCCACUGUAAUGGUCCCCACCGCGUUAUACGGGAGUUCUAGGGCCCUGGUGUGGACCGCGGCGGGGCCACCAAUCCCGAGAGGCGACUCCGUGGAGGGGAGAGAGCCGGUCGCUUGCUCUACCGGAGGCCCCACCCUGGGGGCAGCGGUCACUGCUGAUGUAGCAAAGACAAACACACGGCACUCUCUUGAGAGUGAGUUACACCUUUGCUAUCUCUUAUCAGAGAAUAUCCCCAGAGGCCCUUUCAUGUGUUUUAGGCUGGGGAAAGGUCCUGUCCGCCUUUCACACGCCAGCGGCGGCGGCGGCGGCGGCGCGCGCGCGGCGGCGGGCGGCGGCGGCGCGGCGGCGGCGGCGGCGGGCGGCGGGCGGCGGCGGCGGGGCGGCGGAGCAGGAAGAGACGCUAGACAGACAGACGCUCUGCGGGCGGCCGUGGCGCGUACCUUGACGGCAGCUCCUCUUAGCCCAAUGCAGCGAGGCCGGCACACGAGCCGGCGCGCCAAGUACAAACAGCGUGGAGCAGCGUUCCGGCCGACCGUGUCGGCUGCAGGGUGCAAUGAACUAAUUACGGCCAUCCAUAAAUCGCGAUACGCCGCAAGGAAGGAGAGAAAAUUGUGA